GAACACGUAGAAUUUUCGGCGUUUUAUUGUAGGGGUUACUUCUUUAAUAGCUUAUUUCCUAGCGGAAGUGAUGUCGCUUUCCCAGCGCGUGCCUUACGUUCCGCGCAUUCUUUCCGCAUUCCCCUGCUGAGCUGAAAGAGUCCAAUCGGUGGACGGAAACCUCAAAGGUCUUUCCUCCUGCGAGCGGCUGUGCGUGACGCGAAGGAUGUUGCUAUGACAGCUGGUCUUCUCGGCUCCACCUAUAAAACACGUUGCCAUGGCAGCUGCGCUCCACGGCUCCGCCCAGAAGCCUGGACCACAUGUUCCUUCCGCGGAUUGUUUCCUUUCAGGCGCUCCAUUCAUGCUGCGCUCUGAGUCAUUUACGGGAUGCGACAUCAGCAGCCGAACGGGGAGGUUUGCUGCAGAAAGGACUGAGCAGACUGGCGCCUCCAGUUCCACUAAUCUGUUAGUGAGAGCUGAUCAUUUUUAGUUGGUUGACUAACGUCGUAAUCGUGAUGAAAAUCCCGAUUUACAGUUACAUUACAGCGUCUUGCCAGUUCACACUGUAGUCCAGAGCAGAGACAACAGCCGAGAUUCGGCUCCCCCCGCUCUCUGCCAUAAAUAUUUGAUGCUCACGGGCUGCCGGACUGCUGCUGCGCCGUGACAGGUGCCACAGUGACAGGCGUGCGAUGGGCAGGAGGGAAGCCGGCGGAGACCAGGGCGCCAUGAGCACGAGCGAGCGCCGCGAGCUCGAGAGCCUGCGGGGCAUCGCCUCCUCCGGCGACGGCUGCUCGAGCGUUGCGACGAACGGCGCGAACGCGGGCGCCGCGAGGCGGCGGCCGGAGAGGAGCGGCUCGUGCCCACCUGCGAGGCCCGCGCAGCCGCAGGAGGUGAAGAAACACCAGCACAAGCACAACCUGAAGCACAGGUACGAGGUGCUGGAGACCCUGGGCCGGGGCACGUACGGCAAGGUGAAGAAGGCCACCGAGAGGAGCAGCGGCACAACCGUGGCAAUCAAAUCCAUCCGGAAGGAGUGCAUCACUGAUGACCUGGACAAAAUCCAUAUUCAGAGAGAGAUUGAAAUCGUUUCAUCUCUGAGACACCCAAACAUCAUUCGUAUCUAUGAAGUGUUUGAGAGCAAAGACAAGAUUGUCAUUGUCAUGGAGUAUGCGAAGGGUGGGGAGUUGUACGACUACGUCAACACCAAGAGGCGGCUUUCAGAAACUGAGGCACGCAAGAUAUUCCGGCAGAUCACUUCUGCAGUACACUACUGCCAUAAGAAUGGUGUUGUGCACAGAGAUCUCAAGCUGGAGAACAUCCUUCUAGAUGAAGACUUCAAUGUCAAGCUGGCUGACUUUGGCCUGUCCAACCACCACCGGAAAGGAGAGCUGCUGCAGACCUACUGUGGGAGCCCUUUGUAUGCAUCUCCAGAGAUCAUCAAGGGCCUGCCCUACCAUGGCCCUGAGGUGGACUGCUGGGCCCUCGGCGUGCUGCUUUAUGCGCUGGUUUAUGGGAGCAUGCCUUUCGACGGGGCCAGUUACAGUGUCUUGACGGAGCAGAUCAGUCAGGCCAGAUACAGGAGGCCUCAGCCACCUUCAGAUGCGUGUGCGCUGAUUGACUGGAUGCUGACGGUCAACGUGGAGGAGCGGGCCACCGUGGAGGACAUCGCCAACCACUGGUGGGUCAACUGGGGCUUCCAGGAGCCCGUAUGUGAUUGCACAACGAGCCAGGACUGCCCAUCACCGCUGCUCGCUCGCUACAUUGAUUGGCAGAACAGGGCGCUCUGUGGUACUGGCCACACCUGCUCUAAGCCCAGUACCUCCGAGGUCCAGCUUUACUUCAGCUUCCCCAUCUCGCAGACUGCCGCUAAGCCUGGGGGCACCGCCUGCAUCAAGAAGUCUCGAAAGGAGAACACCAUUUCACAGCCCAACACAUGCAGUGCCAUCCCACCCACCUCCAAUCCGAAGAAGCCGAAGGGCAUCCUGAAGACACAGAGCAGCUUCGACAGCGCCUUCCUACCUCAGCGCGCUGCUGGAGAGACUCCGUCCUAUAGUGCCGAGGGCCCAGCAAAUGGGCGUACGGCCAACUCGCACACACUCCCCACACGUUGUCAGCCCUCCUCCAAAAUGCCCAAGAAGGGCAUCCUUAAAAAGGUGUACGAGAGGGAGUCAGGGUACUCGUCCUCUCCCGAACGGGGGGAUGUGCCAGAGGACACGGGCUGCAGCACGACCCUGUCAGAGCAAGAGGGUCCAGCACGGCCAGAGGUGGUGCGUAGAAGGAAGGGCAUUCUGAAACGCAACGGGAAGUUUUCGUCCAGCCUCGACCUCUCCGAACACGCUGCCUCCCUCCACUUCUCCGAGUCCCUGGAGGGGCUUCUCCUGUCCAGUGGGGGCAGCAGCGCAAUGGCUGAGGGCCAACCGCCCCCCCAGCAGAAGGGAGUCCGCGCGCAGAGCCGGCCAUCAAGCGUGAUCAGCGACGACAGCCUCCUCUCAAGCGACUCCUUUGAUCUUCUGGACUUAAGCUCUCACUCCCGCCAACAGUUCUUCAGCCCAGAGAGCCACCACAGUGUUUACAGCUCAGAAGAAGAGCUGGAGGACCAGAAGAGCUGCAAGGAAAAGCGAGCCACGAGCAAGCAGGAGGAAAGGGACGAACUCCUUCAGAAGGCCCAGGAGAGUAGUGGACACAUAUAGCGCUGCUCUCUAGGUCCAGAUCAGCUCUGACUUUCCCAGUAAUUUGUUCAGAUAUUGGCCCUGGGCCUGCUUUUAAAGCAGUAUUUGUUAUGGCAAAUGCAGAUUGCCUUAGGUCUCAAAUGUCUUAUUGUUAAAAUUGCAUUUAAAGAGCCUCGGUUUAGCUUCAGUUCUCAUUCUGCCAGGGAACGUAAAUACAAUGUCACUGUAACAGCUGAAGAGGCCUUUUGACACUGUCAGCCUUGUCACUGCCUGAAAUGUACAUUGACAACUUGUUGUACGAACAUAAAUACAAACAGGGUACACACUUAAUGAGGGCAGGUGAUAAAAUUAACCAGCACUCACCAUCUCUUUUUACUUGCUUUCAUUACUGGGUUUUAUUGGUAUUGCCAGACUAAUGGAUGCAGUUAAUUGCUGGGAUUUAUUACCACAGGAAUCUCUUUAAGUUAAUGAGGUUGAAAGAUGGACUGCAAGGCUUCUCCAGGUCCUUAGUGAAAAACAGUCGCAAGUGGUGAUAGUAAAUUAAAAACAUUAGAAUGUAAGUGCUGAUUAUUCUAAAGGUAGGUGGUUUUGCUCCCCUGUUGCCAUGGUCACGAAUUAGUAGUGGUAGACACUAAGCGUAAACACUGCAAACAAACUUGAACAGUGAAACUUGUUGCAGUGAAAAAUAGGAGAAUGUGUUAUUGUAACAGCUGUACAAUAUAUUAGAAUUGCUUACUUGUUUACUGACAGCACAAACACGUGAUAUUGUGUAGGCUGAGUAUGACAUUUAUUAGAAUAAUAUUUAUUGUGGAUUGUCCCUUGGUUGAAUGAAUCCAUGUACAGCAUAUAAUUUUAUGUACAAAGUGAAUGUACAACAUUUCACCGUCUAACAGAGCAUUUCUGUUUACUUUUCAAAUGUCUUGACCACCACGUGGACAGUGUGCCUUCUGGACGUUUUCUCAGUGUAAAUACACCUGUGCGACGGGUGAGCGGGUCCAGUACGCAAGGGCUGCAGGUGAGGUGGCUUGUUCACCAGUUACACAGCUGAACACCGAGAUUAAACAAAAAUGAGGACGUCCUGAGUCCUGAGACCUUCCAGGACUGAAUGUGUCCACCUCUGCUGCAACCUGCAAACCUAGCUGUUGUGUUGAACGGGUCUGGUUAAAUGCUGAGCGUGUGCAAGUGCACAGUACAGUUAAUACUCUUGGGUCUUGCUUUUGUGUGUUGAGUUCUAAGAAAAACGGUGUACAGUAUUCAGUACUUUAAUGAGUAAGGAUUUUGCUAAUCAAAAUAGACACCUUGCCCGACGUAUAAUGAAAUGUUCUGACUGGCAGACGAAGACCUGUGAGGCUGCAUUUAUAGCUCUGUAUAGUUGUACUCAUAUGUAACAAGUCCACUCAUAUUCCAAAUGAAACAGCAGACAAAAGCACAAACCGGAGACUGACAUUUAUCCAGACCCAAAUUCAGUAGCAGCAGGGAUGUUACGGAGGGAGAAUAAGAUUAACCAGUUUCCUGUCUAUUUAUUUUUUUGUAUCAUAUGCAUAAGGUGAUAUUCUUGGCUCUGUAUCUUUUGUACUGUAAAUAAAAAAUAUGA
Molecule: messenger RNA, 4242 nt
Organism: Scleropages formosus (Asian bonytongue)
Lineage: Eukaryota; Metazoa; Chordata; Actinopteri; Osteoglossiformes; Osteoglossidae
Product: NUAK family SNF1-like kinase 1
Exons: 7
Coding region: 669-2669 (666 amino acids)
Biological process (GO): intracellular signal transduction; microtubule cytoskeleton organization; protein phosphorylation
Cellular component (GO): cytoplasm
Molecular function (GO): ATP binding; tau-protein kinase activity
Source: RefSeq, a predicted model, not a curated record